Messenger RNA from Penicillium chermesinum, 1602 nucleotides. Its product is annotated as glycerophosphocholine acyltransferase. The record is from RefSeq and is a predicted model, not a curated record. NCBI's taxonomy places the organism in Eukaryota, Fungi, Ascomycota, Eurotiomycetes, Eurotiales, Aspergillaceae. Gene Ontology annotation, biological process: phosphatidylcholine biosynthetic process. The coding region runs from base 1 to 1602 and encodes 533 amino acids. The transcript has 3 exons.
AUGGGGAUGCUAACUUUUGCCCGGUUCCUGACUAGGCCUUAUCCUAACCAUCGGGACGGCCCUACCAUCUUCUCCUUCCAGCAACAGUUCCUGAUGGACGAAUCUAGUGCGCGAGAGCGCAGUAAGUCAGACGCUUUGGCGCCUGACUCCCUGGCCACAACACCCCUCUCCACAGCGACACUGUCGCGGACAAACUCUUUCUCGAAUAGCAGCUCGUUCCAGGAAGACUGGGAGACUUUUCCUCCUCUCGACAAGUUGACGAUCUUCGAUUUGCUGGAUAACAUCAAGAUUAGCCAGCGCCUGGAGCGGUGGCAAGCGGCGCUCAACAUGCAACGUGAGAAGGUUCGCAAACAACGCGAGAAGCUGCGCUCGACUGGGCAGACCGCGCGGGAUCGUGUGGUCGGAGAGUUGAAGCGACGCGUUCCGACGGCCGACGAACAACUCGAGAAAUACCGUCGUCGUAUGGACCAGGGUGUCGAGCGCUUGAGCAAACAAUGGGGCAAGACUGCGACCGUUAGUGUCCGUGAGAAGGUGUCGUUCAUCGCUGCGGUGUUAAACAUCUUCUUCAGCGGCUACAUUAUCGGCAACUGCCCGGAGUACUUCUACCUCUGGUUCACGGUUCAAGUGAUUUAUUUCAUGCCUAUUCGUUAUUACACCUACCAUGCCAAGGGGUAUCACUACUUCUUGUUCGAUCUCUGCUACUUUGUCAAUUUUCUGAAUUUGCUUUCAAUUUGGGUGUUUCCGAAUUCGAAACGCUUACUUAUUGGAACGUACUGCUUGACCUUUGGGAAUAACGCCGCGGCGAUUGCGAUGUGGCGCAACUCGCUGGUCUUCCACAGUAUGGAUAAGGUUGUGAGCGUUUUUAUCCACAUUAUACCACCUGUGGCUCAACAUUGCCUUGUGCACCUGACUCCUGUGGAGAUGCUCAAAGAGCGUUUCCCGGCAGUUUAUGCGAUCAAAUUCAGCCAGCCCGGAGACCCGGAGCAUUACUCCUUGAGUGCCAUGUUGGUCUGGGCCACUGUGCCAUAUCUUGUCUGGCAGCUCUCGUACCAUUUCUUUGUCACCGUCCGACGGGCUGACAAAAUCGCUGCCGGUCGCCCGACCAGCUUCACCUGGCUGCGGAAAUCCUACGCCAAGGCUUGGAUCGGACGAUUCGUUCUGAGUCUUCCAGAAGCCUUGCAGGAACCAAUGUUCAUGGCCAUCCAGUACAGUUUCGCACUCACCACCAUGCUCCCCUGCCCCAUCUUCUUCUGGUCGAAGUGGGCCAGUGGUCUUUACAUGCUGGCCUUGUUCACCUUGACCGUCUAUAAUGGUGCCACUUACUACCUUGAUGUUUUCGGCAAGCGCUUCCAAAAGGAACUGGAGCAAUUGAAGAGCGAUGUUGCGCGCUGGCAAAGUUCUCCCGAAGGUCUAAACAGCCCGCUCAUCGUUCCCGAUACCCCUGGCUCUACUGCUGCCGACGCUGCCCACAAAACUCAUCCCCGCAUGGAAAAGCGAUCCAGUGUCGACCGUAUUCCGAUGCUGGACGCCACCUCGGCUGUCUCGUCUGCUGUGCCUGGGACCGCCCAGAGCAUGGAUUCAGUUGUGCGUGAACGAUCCUGA